Cladocopium goreaui is the source of this 1058-nucleotide messenger RNA. The record is from the annotation of a GenBank genome assembly. Lineage: Eukaryota; Dinophyceae; Suessiales; Symbiodiniaceae.
AUGGCGGCGGCUGCCGCCUCGUUGUUAGGCCUUGGUGCUGCCACCGUGGGUCCGCCGCCCUCCGCCCCGCCGGCCACACCGGGGGCGGCGGCGGCCUUCGAACUGCUACGGCCCUUGGCGAAGACGGCGCCAGCGGCACCGGGCAGCGGUGAAAGCAGGGACGACCGGCUGCUGGAGAAUUUCUUGGCGAAUCGACCAUCACCUACUCCCCCAGCUGCUGUCGCACCGGUGCCGCGCGUCCCGCCGGUGCCAGCACCAGCUCCAGCUGCACCAGUGCAGGCACCAGUGCCAGCACCAGCGAGGCCGCUGCCAGCGCCACUGGCUCCGCGUGCGGACACACCAGCAGCACCCAGCCGUGCGGACAAAGAUGCCAGCUUGGUGGGUGACCUCAUUGCGGCCUCCCCAACUGCCAGUGCUGGGAAGCUGCAGGAUCAGAGCGGACGAGAUGCCGGGGUGUUGGACAACUUCCUUCGAAAGCACGCUCCGGGACCUGAAGCCUUCGUGCGGCGCAAGCCCCCUCCACUGAGCAGCUUGGAGACUCCUAAGGCCCAGGACGAUGCCAAGCUGCUCCAGUUGAUGGGCGGUCGAGCAGAUGGAGUGCGUUUUAGUCCCUCGGCCGCCCCCGGCAGCUUCGGAGGUGCGGGCUAUGGAGGCUACGCAGGCUACGCAGGCUACGCGGAGGCCGACGCACGACCCGGACCCAUGGGCUAUGGCCUGCCGGUGGCUCGCCGUGGGCCCGAAAGGCCUCGUCUUGGGGCCGGGCGGGGUGCGGCAAGGCGUGGCACUGGCGGCCGCGGCAAGGCACGUACGAACAUCGUCGAGGAGCGCGCAAAGGACGAUGUGCACGAGGAGAACCUGCAGCUCCGGAGGGCGCAGAUGGAGAUGAAAACUAAACUGCAGAAGUUGCAGGUGCAAAUCCGUCAGGCGCAAGAGCCCAAGGACGCCAAAGCGUUUGAGCAGAAGGCCAACGAGCUGGGUGAGAUGCAUCGUGCGAUGUCUGCGCCAAGAGGAGCCAAGGCCACUUCACCGAGCGGACAACGCCGAGGUGUACGAGCCAG